UGUCACAUUUAACACACAUGGUAUUGAUAGUGGAGCCACUUUGUAUAAUUAUUCAACAACAUUUGUGAUGAAAAGUGUGGCAACAAGCUAUGGGAAAAUCCCAGCAAAUCUAGCAGUCAUUGACCUAUCGAGCAACAAUUUCAGUGGUCAGAUUCCUGAGUCCAUUGGAAGCCUUAAGGCUCUCUACUCACUCAACCUUUCAAACAAUGCGCUCACAGGUCACAUUCCACCAUCGUUGGGGACAUUAACAGAACUGGAAUCAUUAGACCUUUCUCAAAACCAAUUGUCGGGAAAGAUUCCUCAGCAACUAGCAGAGCUAAAAUUCCUCCAAAAGUUUGAUGUCUCUUAUAACAAUCUCACAGGUCCUAUACCACAUGAGAACCAGUUCCACACAUUCGAGAAUACCUCAUUUGAGGGUAAUCAAGGACUGUGUGGAGAUCCAUUGUGGAAGAAAUGUGAAAACUUGCUGCUCCCACCAUCAUCUGCUUUAAAUAAAGAUGUUGAUUCUAAUUUUGGCAUUGAACUAGACUGGAAAUUCGCUUUGGCUGGAGUUGUUAGCGGGCUUGUUAUUGGACUCUCUCUUGGGGAGAUGGUGAUCCCAAGGACGCGGUUGGCGUGGUUGAUUUACUUCUCUAGAACAAGAUUGGUGGAACUGAUGAUCAGAAACUAAUUAAGUGUGUAUGUAUCCACAAUAACUAUUGUUCCUAUAUUAUUUUUCUGCUAUAUAAGUACUACUGUACAACUAAUAAACAUAUUGGUGUGAUUUUCUUUUGUAUAAAUUAAAUUAUGUCCUUCUUUCUAUACCCAACUUUUUGAA
Messenger RNA from Humulus lupulus (European hop), 817 nucleotides. Its product is annotated as putative receptor like protein 25. NCBI's taxonomy places the organism in Eukaryota, Viridiplantae, Streptophyta, Magnoliopsida, Rosales, Cannabaceae. The transcript has a single exon. The record is from RefSeq and is a predicted model, not a curated record. The coding region runs from base 68 to 670 and encodes 200 amino acids. Gene Ontology annotation, molecular function: protein binding.